This is a messenger RNA of Pimephales promelas (fathead minnow), 1885 nucleotides long. It is a transcript of the gene rnf8, whose product is annotated as ring finger protein 8, E3 ubiquitin protein ligase. Lineage: Eukaryota; Metazoa; Chordata; Actinopteri; Cypriniformes; Leuciscidae. The record is from RefSeq and is a predicted model, not a curated record. Gene Ontology annotation, biological process: double-strand break repair; ubiquitin-dependent protein catabolic process; protein K48-linked ubiquitination. Gene Ontology annotation, cellular component: cytosol; nucleus; site of double-strand break. Gene Ontology annotation, molecular function: ubiquitin protein ligase activity; metal ion binding; histone binding.
CUCGCUCAGAAGCGUGGAGUGGAAGCGCUGUGGGCUUGUGAAAAACUCUUGCAGCUUCAUGGCGGUAUGUGGCGGGCAACAACAACACACAAUAAAAACAAUAGAGUUUCAAUUUAAUUAAUGGCGCAGGAAUGAUGGAAAAGACUGAAGAACCCCCUUCCUUAAACACCGAGGAAGAGAGUUCUGAAAAAGACAAAAUAUGGUGUUUACAGCGCGUGGGGAGAGACUGUGACUGGCUGCAUCUCUCCGAGGACUCUGAGGUUUCGGUUGGUCGUGGUCUGAAUGUGACCCAUCAGAUUCUGUCAGCCAGCUGUCCACUGAUGAUAUCCAGAAAUCACUGUGUCUUCAAGCACAACGACGACGGACAGUGGACAGUGACGGACAAUCAGAGCCUGAACGGCGUGUGGGUGAACGGGAGCCGUAUACCUCCAGCGAAUCCCUUCCUGCUCCAUCAGGGAGACUCUGUGAGACUCGGCGUCCCUCUCGACGGCAACCCCGUGGAGUUCGACUACACCCUCGUGCGGAAGAGUUACAACGAAGUCAAAUCGUUCUUGUCUGGGAAUCUUGACAAAGAGUCUGGCGCCGCUCCUGUAGCUCAAAAACUGAAAAACUCUAAGAGGAAGUUGGAUGGUGGAGACGACGAGUCGGAGCCGUGUCCCACCAAUCAGUCCAAACCUAAGCUGUACCGAUGCUCCUCUUCGGAUAAGUCACGUGCGCAGGCCUGCCCAUCCGGGGAACGCCGGGAAACUGCCAAGUUUUCCUCUAAACCUCUGGAGGAGGAGCGAUGCGGUGAUGCAGCGGGAAGCAGCUCGAGCGCUAGCACUGAUAGCAGCCAGCAGCUGGCUAGCGUUCACCGCUACAGCAAGAGCCUGAUGGUCCUGAAGAGUCGUGUUGGAGACACGCAGAAGCGCGCGGCGGAGCUGGAGCGGCUUCGGGAUCAGACUCCGGAGAGAGAGCGGGAGAUGCAGGAGCUGCAGACGCAGCUGGAGGUGUUGCGGGGUCAGCUGAGGUCGCAGAAGGAGCAGGCGCUCAAACGCAUCGAGUGUCUGGAGAAAUCCUUCUGUGAGGAGGAGCGGCGCCUGGAGACUGAAAAAGCACAACAGAAUGAGGUGGGCUUGAAAAAACAACUUGAGGAGGCAUUAAAAGAGCACCGGAAAGUUAUUGAGGAGCUCAAACACGCUCGGGAAGGAUUCAAGGAAGCUCUUCAAGCCAAAGACAAGGAGCUGGAAGUUACAAAGGAAGAGAAAGAGAAGGCCAAAGCUCAGAAAGAAGAAGUGGUCACACAGAUGACUGAAGUGCUGGAGAGCGAACUGCAGUGCAGCGUUUGUUCAGAGCUCUUCAUUGAGGCCGUGACGCUGAACUGCGCCCACAGCUUCUGUCAGCACUGCAUCCGAGAGUGGCGUAAACGCAAGGAUAAGUGUCCCAUGUGUUGGCAGACCAUCACGUCUCAGACGCGCUCUCUGGUCCUGGACAACUGCAUCGACCGCAUGGUGGAGAACCUGAGCGCCGACAUGAGAGAGAGACGCCUGGGGCUCAUCAACGAGCGGAAAGGUGAGAGGCCAGAAAGCGAGUGUCCCUCCAACAGUCGUGGUAAUAAACGACGACAGCGACAGCAGCAGCAGCAGCAGCAGUGACGCUUUCUUUCAGGGAAACAGCUCCAUACUCUCCGACUCCAACGACUCUCUGCUCCAACUGGUUCAUUUCCCCAGCGAUGACGACUCGUCCUGGUCCGAGGACGACGAUUAUCUCUGAGGAACACUCGUGAACAACAGACACGGCUCGUUUGUUUCAUUUAGCCAUGCUAUUUUUAUGUUUGUAGCUCACUGUAUGAUUUGUUUUGGGCUUUCUGUGUUAAAAUAAACUUUACAAUUAUUUUGCAAUUCCA